CAUUUAAAACCCGGUCACACCUGUUCUUAUUUCAUUUCUUAUUAACCGCUUUUUGGUUUGUUAUAAUAGUUUAUCCUAAAACGAUGUCGGCUUUCGAGGAUUCUGAUGGGGAAACCGAUUUCAAGGAGAUCAGCUCAACGAAUUACCAACGCGUCCAGGAAAAAGUGGCCAAGAUAAGCUACGCAGAUGGCAUUGCCGAUGGAAGGGAAAAGGUUUUCCAGGACAGCUUCGACGAGGGCUUUGAAAAUGGUUUCAAAACUGGCUUUGAGCUGGCCAAACUAAGUGCCUUUUACGAGAUUAUGAAAAAUGCGCAGGCGGAGACGGAAAACAUAGAACUUAGAGCAGAACAAGAGGCUUAUUACCAACAUAAACUAGCAGAUGCCACCGAUAAAGCACACUUUAAGUAUUUGGAGCAUCAGGGUGAAUCCCUCAAUGUUAUCUCGAACAAACAAAGGAUCUAUGUAGACGACCUGCUGGGAACUCUUGCGCAGCAACUCCCAGCCACAACAAAUUUAUUCACUUCGAGCAGCAGCGGUUCUAGUGUUAAUGUGGUUUAAUGCAUGUGUUUGGGAAUUAUCAAAAUUAACUGAAAAUAUAUCUGUUUGCGACUUAUAAGUAAA
Molecule: messenger RNA, 620 nt
Organism: Drosophila biarmipes
Lineage: Eukaryota; Metazoa; Arthropoda; Insecta; Diptera; Drosophilidae
Exons: 2
Coding region: 84-557 (157 amino acids)
Source: RefSeq, a predicted model, not a curated record